AUGCAAACUCUCCUCUGUCUAUCGAUUAUUCUCGAAUCCGUUGGCUGUUUGGUGGUGCCGUUGAGUCAGUUUCUGAAUGGAAACAAUGCAGUGUAUACGGUCAACAAGAGUUCGCGAAUUUAUGUGAUUUCGAACAGCGAUCACGCGAUUCUGCGGUCGUUGAAUCUGACGACGACGAAUGGACUUCAGAAUUCGGAGUAAGCGAGCGGGAGGAUUCCUUCCUAAACACUAAAAAGAUGGGAAAAAGAGAGACCUGUGAUGAGUUUAGAAUAUGUUUUUCCUUCAAGGUCCAAAUUUCGGAAGAGCGUGAAACCGAUAUUCGGCCAAAUACAGAAAAUAUUUGUACUAUUCUUGUCUCGGCCGUUUAAUCUUUUUUGAAUAUGUUUUGUUGGAACGAAGUAAACAGGAUUUAUUUCAAUACCGUCUAUUCAAAACGAUGUACCUCGGCUUCCAGUUGAGAUAUUGAAAAAGUGUCCACUAGUAAAAUGAUUGUUGACAGGUUUUGUACAUUUUAUCAGUUGACAACUUUCAAAAACCUGUUCUGGCAGUUGAGUUAUAAGUUAUAACUUGAGUUUUCUGUCAUCCAGUCAACAAUGCUUCAUUGUUCGUUUCCAACUUUCAUGGAUCACGAGUAACAGUGAUUACACGGAUUGACACGAAACUUUGAGAGUCCCUGUAAGAACCGCUGAAAUCGUCAUCCCAAUUCCAGCGGUUUCACUCUCUCCACACGCCAAUCCGACGGCUCGCUGCUUCCUUUGAUUCCCUCGAAAGACGGCGACAAUCUGACGGUGGCCUACAGAAAUACCGACGAGAUUUCCGGAUGGCUGUACAUAAACCACGUGACCGAUUAUCUGAACGUCUUCCCGCUGGACAUGAAUUGGACGGAUCCGAUCGGUUUCAAGACCGGAACCAACGUUUUCUUCCGGUUAAACAGUCCCGCCGUACAGAUUCCGGUGGCCAGAAAUGUUGUGCUCGGCGAUUCCGUAGUGUUUUGUGGGUACGUGGGACUGCCCGACGACGAAUUUCCGCUCAAGUUCUUCGACAGUACUUCUAUUGAUGGGUCAGUUCGGGUUUUUGUGCUUCAAAGUGAGGUCAAGUAAUCAGUAAGGUUUGCCUAUUUCGUACAACGAUAUUGAAUAUUUGUUAUUGUCAGUUUCAACACUUCCACUUCACUUUUCACCUCCUCUAGCCUUCUUCUAACCGAUGUUCAUUGUUGUUUCUAGUGCCACUAACUACUCCCAACUGGAACUUCCCCUCAAAAUGUUCCAUUUCACCUCGAAUGGAGUGAAUGUCCAGUACGAAGUCACCUAUUCCAUGCGAAUCGGAUUGGUGAUUGGAAAUAACGGAUUGAUAAUGUCCGAUGACUUUCCGUCGCCGAUUUUAAUCACAAACAACUAUCAUCUUCUGAAUGCGAACAAUCAUAAUAUCGACAGUUAUUUUUUGGUUUGUGGUUUCGUGAGGUGUCUAGCGAAAGCAAUGUUUUCAGCCGCGUCUGGACUGGAAUCAAAACUACGCGGUGAACAUGACUCUCUACUUCCCCGAACCCCUCGAUCCCCUCUUCUUCCCGAUCCCGUCCUGGGGAUCCACUAACAUCAGCUCGAACAGUCCCGUCAAUCGGAUCCUCGUCUCUUCCGGCGGUCCAUUUGCCAUUCAGUACCGGAUGACGGACACGUCGGCCACGACGACGGCGAAUCCAUUUGAGACGUCCACCAGAUCCAGUGGAUUCGUGAGCCUCAUGACUGUGUUUUUGACCGUUUUCACGAUGUUCCUUCGAGUUUUUGUAUGA
Molecule: messenger RNA, 1786 nt
Organism: Caenorhabditis sp. 36 PRJEB53466
Lineage: Eukaryota; Metazoa; Nematoda; Chromadorea; Rhabditida; Rhabditidae
Source: the annotation of a GenBank genome assembly